AUGCAGUGUUUUUACUGGGUGUUGGCAGCGUUACUUGUCGGUGAAGUGACAUGUCAGAAGGGUAUGAGCCUCGACGAAAAAGUCAGGACUCUUCAGGUUGGUGAUUGA
Anisakis simplex (herring worm) is the source of this 108-nucleotide messenger RNA. The record is from the annotation of a GenBank genome assembly. Lineage: Eukaryota; Metazoa; Nematoda; Chromadorea; Rhabditida; Anisakidae.